Messenger RNA from Antrostomus carolinensis (chuck-will's-widow), 2467 nucleotides. RefSeq names its product endothelin-converting enzyme 1. Gene Ontology annotation, cellular component: plasma membrane. The coding region runs from base 1 to 2199 and encodes 732 amino acids. The record is from RefSeq and is a predicted model, not a curated record. Gene Ontology annotation, biological process: peptide hormone processing. Gene Ontology annotation, molecular function: metalloendopeptidase activity. The transcript is spliced from 16 exons. NCBI's taxonomy places the organism in Eukaryota, Metazoa, Chordata, Aves, Caprimulgiformes, Caprimulgidae.
AUGGCGUUGCUUUUCCCACAGGUGAAUUUCCGUGGCUCAAGGAGCAGCCCAGGGUGCUGGGCUGAGCGGACGCGUGUCGAGAAGCAACUGGUGGUGCUGGUGGGGGUGCUGGUGGCUGUGCUGGCGGCGUGUCUGCUGGGUCUCAUCUUCCAGUAUAGAGCCCGGCCACCCGCCGUGUGCCUGUCAGAAGCCUGCAUCUCCGUCACCAGCUCCAUCCUCAGCUCGCUGGACCGGGCGGUGAAUCCCUGUGAGGACUUUUUCAGCUAUGCCUGCGGGGGCUGGAUCAAAGCCAACCCCCUCCCUGAUGGCCACUCACGCUGGGGCACCUUCAACAACCUCUGGGAACACAACCAGGCCAUCAUGAAGCAUCUACUGGAAAACACCACGGCCAACGUGUCGAGCGAGGCAGAGCGCAAGGCGCAGCGUUAUUACCAAGCUUGUAUGAACGAGAGCAAGAUCGAGGAGCUGCGUGCCACCCCGCUCAUGGAGCUCAUCCAAAAGCUGGGUGGCUGGAACAUCACAGGUCCCUGGGCCAGUGACAACUUCAACGUGACGCUGCGAGAGGUGACAGCACAUUACCGCACCUCACCCUUCUUCUCCGUCUACAUCAGCGCCGACUCCAAAAACUCCAACAGCAACGUCAUCCAGGUGGAUCAGUCAGGGUUAGGCCUCCCGUCGCGGGAUUACUACCUGAACAAGACAGAGAAUGAGAAGGUGCUCACCGGGUACCUGAACUACAUGGUGCAGCUGGGGAUGUUCCUGGGAGGCACCGAUGAGGAGUCAACGCGGCAACAGAUGCAACAGAUCUUGGACUUUGAGACGGCGUUGGCCAACAUCACCAUCCCACAGGAGAAACACCGGGAUGAGGAGGUCAUCUACCAUAAAAUGACGGCUGGAGAGCUGAAGGAGCUGGCACCAGCCGUGGACUGGAUGCCCUUCCUCACCACGGUCUUCUACCCUGUGGAGCUCAACGAGUCGGAGCCCGUCGUGGUCUACGCCAAGGAGUACCUGGAGCAGGUCUCUGACCUCAUCCUGGCCACUGAUAAAUGUCUCCUCAACAACUACAUGAUCUGGAACCUGGUGAGGAAAACCAGCCCCUUCCUGGACCAGCGCUUCCAGGAUGCUGAGGAAAAAUUCAUGGAAGUGAUGUACGGGACGAAGAAGACCUGCCUCCCACGCUGGAAGUUUUGCAUCAGUGACACAGACAACAACCUGGGCUUCGCCCUGGGGGCCAUGUUUGUCAAGGCCACCUUCGCCGAGGACAGCAAGCAGGUGGCAGAGGAAAUGAUCGCGGAGAUUAAAACAGCCUUUGAGGAAAGCCUGGAGACCCUGCAGUGGAUGGAUGAAGAGACGAGGAAAUCGGCCAAAGAGAAGGCAGAUGCCAUCUACAACAUGAUCGGUUACCCCAAGUUCAUCAUGGACCCCAAAGAGCUGGAUAAAGUCUUUAAUGAUUACGAGGCUGUGUCUGAUCUCUACUUCGAGAACGUCAUGCAGUUCUACAACUUCUCAGCCAGGGUCACUGCUGACCAGCUCCGGAAACCACCAAACCGGGACCAGUGGAGCAUGACGCCUCCGACAGUCAACGCGUACUACUCUCCCACCAAGAACGAGAUUGUCUUCCCUGCUGGAAUCCUCCAGGCUCCUUUUUACACUCGUGCUUCUCCCAAGUCACUGAAUUUUGGUGGGAUCGGUGUGGUGGUGGGCCAUGAGUUGACACAUGCCUUUGAUGACCAAGGCAGGGAAUAUGACAAGGAUGGCAACCUACGUCCCUGGUGGAAGAACUCCUCGGUGGAGGCCUUCAAGCGGCAGACAGCGUGCAUGGUGGAGCAGUAUGGCAACUACACCAUCAACGGCGAGGCUGUCAACGGCAAGCACACCCUUGGGGAGAACAUCGCUGACAACGGUGGCCUCAAGGCUGCCUACCGGGCAUAUCAAAACUGGCUGAAAAAGAAUGGGGAUGAGGAAACCCUGCCAACCCUCGGCCUCACCAACCACCAGCUCUUCUUUGUUGGCUUUGCCCAGGUGUGGUGUUCGGUUCGCACGCCGGAGAGCUCACACGAGGGGCUCAUCACCGACCCCCACAGCCCCUCGCGCUUCCGUGUUAUCGGCACCGUCUCCAACUCCUGGGAGUUCGCGGAGCAUUUCGGCUGCCCCGUCGGUUCCCCCAUGAACCCCCCCAAGAAAUGCGAAGUCUGGUGAUGGGCGAGCACUCGAGGGAACCAGCUGCUGGUUGUUUUGUCCUCUGCCGACGGCUGAAUUUUCCCCAGUUCUUUUGAGAGGCUCAAACCACUUCUCCAUGCACCGAACUGCCCAGCUCUCAGCCGGAGCAGCUCCCCGCGUCCCCGGUAUCAUCCGAGGUUCGAUCCACUGUGAAAACUCCUCAUCCUCUCACUCGUUUGUGAAAUGACUUCAAUUUGGGGGGUUUUUCUUUCCCAUCAUGACCGGGCUGUGUGUUGAGAUGCACGUG